UAUCAACAAACACUGUCAUCAGUCCCAGACGAAAAGAUUUUGUUUGCAAAUUGUAAAAUGGAGUUUCUUAGAGACUUCCUCGGGGCAUUGCUCCGCCGCGACCAAGCGGAGACGACGAUAGAGCUAAUCAAAGACAGGGUGAGAGUCACAAACGAAAAUGGUCGUUUGGGUGCGAACGGAGCUUUGCUGCUGGUGACGGUCAUCCUCAUGGUUAUUGCUUGCUGGAGACGAAGGCAAGCCUUUCUAGUAUUCCAGGUCCGGGGCAUAAACGGGCCUAGGCCCAACUUCUUGAUUGGUAAUCUGCAGGAGACCAAAGAUGGAAUGAGCGAUGCUAUCCGUGAUUGGUCAAAGAAGUUCGGCAAGACAUACGGGUUCUUUGAAGGUCCACUGCCCAUGUUGGCUACAUCCGAUAUUGAAAUUUUGAAGCAGGUUUUCAUCACUCAACAUAGCAAAUUUGCUGCCAGAAAGCCUUUGCCAGUUGGUGAGGGUCCAGAUGGAGAGGAUAUCCAUAUUGCUUUCGCACACGGUCAAAGAUGGAAGAAGCAACGGGACAUUAUGUCGCCAUUAUUUAGAACCAGCAAUUUAAAACAGAUGUUGCCAGAGGUUCAGAAGUGUAACGACAAGUUCAUGAAGGUCCUUGAGGACAGGCGAUUGGAGAGCAAGCCGUUUGAUAUUUACAGGGAAUUCCAAUCCUGCACGUUGGAGACCAUCUGCCGGGUGGGUUUCGGGCUCGAUUGCGAUGGAAUGGACUUCGAAGCUUUCAGAAGACUCUGCAGAGAUUGCUUUCAGUCUAUCACUCCGGAGGGCUUAAAGAAGAGACCCGUGUUCCUCAUGUCCAUUAUUCUGGGAGUUAUCUUUCCCAGCUUGAAGGAAUACUGGAACAAGAUGCAGAUGGCCUUUCACAACAAUAAAAUUGACACCAACCCUUCAAUCAUCCUUCAGGAAGCAAUCAAGGGCAUGAUUGAAGAGAGGAAAAGGGAAGCGUCUCUCCGAGGAGAUUUCUUACAACAACUCCUAGACGCAUCAGACUACAACAACAAUAAGUUCAAGGGAAAGAAAUCUCUUGAGGCGGGGGAACUUUAUGCCAACUCGUCCGUAUUUCUGUUGGCUGGGUAUGACACCACCAGCACGACCCUGGCCUUUGCCGCCCAUGCACUGGCCAUCCAUCCUGAGAUGCAGAGGAAGAUACAGGAAGAAAUCGAUGAAAUAGUUGGCGAUGAGGCCACCUUUACAUACGAACAACUGAAAGAACUAAAAUAUCUGGACAGAGUGAUCUCGGAGGUCCUGAGACUGCAUCCCGUUGCACCAAGUGGUGUAACCAGGAUGUGCAUUGAAGAAACAACCGUGAAAGGCAUCCACUUCCCUCGCGGUCUUUCAGUGGUAGCAGACGUUAGGACGUUGCACUCCGAUCCAGAGCUAUGGGGAAACAACCCAGAAGAGUUUGACCCUGAUAGAUUCCUCCCAGAAAAGAAAGCCAGCCGCAACUCAGCAGCAUACUUGCCAUUUGGAAUUGGGCCAAGACAUUGCAUCGGAAUGAGAUUUGCCUUGGUAGAAAUGAAGCUGAUUUUAGUGACAUUAUUACGAAAGUACACGCUCAGUCGAUGCGAAGAAACGGUUGUUCCCAUGGACGUUUGUGAGUCGGCCACCUUACUGAUUCCAAAAGAAGGUGUAAUGGUUAAGGUGGAAUUAAGAGACUGAGCUAAUGACAAUCAAUUUGAUGUUCUCUUAUUGCUGCGUGUGUUCACAUAAAAAAACUGCCUCACCUCACGGUGCUAUUGCAUAACCGAGGAAUGAGAAUUGUGCUGGGUGGUUGUUCUUUCCUGGAGCUCUCGUGGUACAAUUAAACCAGUUCUUUCGGGACGGUUUCGUCAAAAAGGGCCACCCAUUAGGCCUACAUCACGGGAAGGACGUAGGGGCCUAUAGUUGAGAAGACAGCGGAUCGAAUUACCGUCAAAAAGUUGUAAAUAUAAA
Molecule: messenger RNA, 1971 nt
Organism: Lineus longissimus
Lineage: Eukaryota; Metazoa; Nemertea; Pilidiophora; Heteronemertea; Lineidae
Product: cytochrome P450 3A24-like
Exons: 12
Coding region: 58-1698 (546 amino acids)
Molecular function (GO): oxidoreductase activity, acting on paired donors, with incorporation or reduction of molecular oxygen; heme binding; steroid hydroxylase activity
Source: RefSeq, a predicted model, not a curated record